ACAUUUUACAUUGUAGGAAUUGGGACCCUCGGGUUGAAUAACGUCCUUUCAAAUAAAAAGACUGGCUGGGGGGGGCUACGAACAAGAGGCCUAGCCGAGCAGCCAACGACGACAAGCACCAUUUAAUGUUCUUGAUCCAAGUCACGGAUGCGUCGGAGCUAUACGCCGGCGUUAGGGGGUGCUUGGAACGCCUAAAUGUUGCCAUUAUUCGCUGGAAAGGUACGCCGGCGCCCGUACCCCGAGUCUCCACUUUUGUUCUCUUUGUUCGGGUGGCGGAAGCCCAGCGCGUCGCAUUCAAGAGAGCGAGCCAAUCGGCCUCGCGCUUACUGGCAGCGCUGGGCCAAUGGCGCAGCGACGUGCUUCCCGGUCGCCGUCGGACCGCGGACAGACAGGAGGCGAGUGGGCCGGUAGGAAGCUAACUGCUAACUUCCGUUCAAUUGCAAAUUUGGUCUUCGGCGACACUUUUCCGCGGGAGAAAACGCACCGAAAGGCCUUGGAAAAAAUCUAAACCACGCGAAGGUGUCGAAUCGGGCCGGCUAAAAGUUGAACGCGCGGCUCGGUUUCGGCUUAAUUAGCGGGGCUCCUGCUAGCGUUGGCGGCUAGGCGCCAGUCGAGCCCGUUUUGACAACAACGCGGUCGCUCGCGUUGCUUUCCCGCCGCGAUUCCGUUCUCGUUCGGGAACGCGCUUUCAAACUCGACGGCGAACAUGGCGGAGUUUCUGGAAGACCCGUCGGUGCUCACCAAAGACAAGUUGAAGAACGAGCUGGCGGCCAACAACGUGGCGCUGCCGAGCGGCGAGCACAAGAAAGAAGUGUACGUGCAGCUCUAUUUGAAGAACUUAACGGUUCAGAACAACAAGAGGAGCCCGCCCGCCGACGCCUUCUCCAGCGAUGACGAGCCGCCCGCCCCCGUGGUCUCCAACAAAAGCCGCUCCGGCAGAAAAGCCACCAGGAAGACGGACAAGCCUCGCAUCGAGGUGGAGGUGACGGAACUCACCGACGAGGACCUUCGACUGCAACUCGCCAAGUACGGAGUGGACGCGGGACCCAUCGUGGCCUCGUCGCGCAAGUUGUACGAGAAGAAGCUGCAGAAGCUGCUGGAAGAGCCCACGGCGGAAGCCGAGAGCGCCGCCGCCCCCGCCGCCGACGUCACCGUCCUCCCCGAAGUCGACGCCAACCAGAACGGCAACACCGACUUUGACCAGUACAGCGACAAGGAAGACGAGGAAAUGACCGUCACUGAACCGGAGCAGGUCCCGGUGGCCGAGAGGCCCGUGCGCAGCCGAGGGAAAACUCCGGCGACCGGGCGGACCGCCGGCAGACGGCAAACCAAGGUGGUGCUGGAGGAGGAGGAGGAGGAGCUGGUGGUGGUCACUGAAGGCCCCCCCGUCAAGUUCAGCGAGAGCCCCGUGGAAGAUAUUCUGGCCAAUGAAAUCAGCACGCCAGUGGGCAUCAGCGCCACCUGCAGGCGUCCCAUCCGAGGAGCGGCGGGCCGACCUCUCAAGCCCAGCGACUACUGGCUGGACGAGUCCCGCGUGCGCCGCAGCGUGCGCGCCGAGAAGCGCUCCUACUCGGAGUCCUUCUCCCGGGGGGUCGGCGCCGCCCCCUGCCCUCCCCCCGUCGCCGGGAAAUCCCCCACCCUCCUGCUCAAGCUCGCCCUCCUGGUGGCGGUCUGCGGCUCGCUUUUCCUGGCCUACAAGCAUCUGGAGGCGAGUGAGCUGGAGGGGCUCCUGGGCGACGUGGCGCUCGCUCUGCGGGACGCCGCCCGCAACGCCAGCGCCUACCUGGGCCUGGGCGACCAGUCAAAGGUGUAAGGUGUCUCUUUGCCCGCAACCGCGACCACCUCCUCCUCUGCCGCACUUACCGCAAGGUGUUCGCACCGCACCGGAACAAAAACUGCUUUCAAACCACAUUCACCCAAACUGUGUUUGAAGCGCGCGUCACAAAAAGUGCAUUCGGUCCACUUUUUGGAGAAAAAAAAACUACAAAAACAAAAAUGGAGGCUUGAAAGCGUUUUGGUUAGAAUUGGCUUCGACGUGAACCGUGGACAUGACGUGACUAUUUCGGGGCGCUCGGAAGUCCGCCGAUGCCGAUUUUGAGUUUUAGCCACUUCAAUUGAUCGAUCGUUAUUGAUCUGUUUUUAAAAUCCUUCCACGAAAAAACGACUUGACGCUCUUCAAAGGUUCAAUAUAAAGGUAAUGACAAGUAUUCUUUUCAUUAAGG
This is a messenger RNA of Hippocampus zosterae (dwarf seahorse), 2222 nucleotides long. Its product is annotated as lamina-associated polypeptide 2, isoforms beta/gamma-like. The record is from RefSeq and is a predicted model, not a curated record. NCBI's taxonomy places the organism in Eukaryota, Metazoa, Chordata, Actinopteri, Syngnathiformes, Syngnathidae. Gene Ontology annotation, molecular function: DNA binding. Bases 707 to 1813 code for a protein of 368 amino acids. The transcript has 6 exons.